Molecule: messenger RNA, 1983 nt
Organism: Balaenoptera musculus (blue whale)
Lineage: Eukaryota; Metazoa; Chordata; Mammalia; Artiodactyla; Balaenopteridae
Gene: CTSF
Product: cathepsin F
Exons: 14
Coding region: 128-1510 (460 amino acids)
Cellular component (GO): lysosome
Molecular function (GO): cysteine-type endopeptidase activity
Source: RefSeq, a predicted model, not a curated record
CGGAGGGAGGGUCCCCCAGGGCGCCCCCCAACACCCCCGAUCCCCCCGGCCGCGGGCUGCUCCGCCCGGUCGGUUGGGCGGCGCGUCUGUCAGAGCGUGAGGACGGGACGCCGGCUUCGCCCUCGCCAUGGCGCCCUGGCUGCAGCUGCUGUUGCUUUUGGGGCUGCUCCCGGGCGCCACUCCGGCCCCCAACGAGCCCCGAGCGGCCGGCGCGCAGGCCUGGGAGCUGGCGUCCCCGGAGCUGCUGGAGCCCGCCCGCUUCGCCCUAGAGAUGUACAACCGCGGCCGGGCUGCCAGGACGCGGGCCGCGCUGAGGGUCGUGCGCGGUCGCGUCCGCCGGGCGGGCCAGGGGUCGCUGUACUCCCUGAAGGCGACCCUGGUGGAGCCGCCCUGCAACGACCCCACGGUGUGCCAGCUCCCUGUGUCCAAGAAAACCCUGCUUUGCAGCUUUGAAGUCCUGAAUGAGCUGGGGAAACACAUGCUGCUGAGGCGGGACUGUGGCCCAGUGGAUACCAAGAUUACAGAUGACAAAAAUGAGACUUUCAGUUCAUUCCUUCCACUGUUGAACAAGGAUCCCCUGCCCCAGGACUUUUCUGUGAAGAUGGCUUCAAUCUUCAAGGACUUUGUCACCACCUAUAACCGGACAUAUGAUACGAAGGAGGAAGCCAGGUGGCGCAUGUCCGUCUUUGCCAGUAACAUGGUGCGAGCGCAGAAGAUCCAGGCCCUGGACCGUGGCACAGCUCGGUAUGGGGUCACCAAGUUCAGUGACCUUACAGAGGAGGAGUUCCGCACCAUCUACCUGAAUCCCCUCCUAAAAGAGGAGCCUGGCAAGAAGAUGCGCCUGGCCCAGUCCAUCCCUUACCUUCCUCCACCUGAGUGGGACUGGAGGAGUAAGGGGGCUGUCACCAAAGUCAAGGACCAGGGCAUGUGCGGCUCCUGCUGGGCCUUCUCAGUCACGGGCAACGUGGAGGGCCAGUGGUUCCUGAAACGAGGGGCCCUGCUCUCCCUCUCUGAGCAGGAGCUCGUGGACUGUGACAAGGUGGACAAGGCCUGCCUGGGUGGCUUGCCCUCCAGCGCCUACUCGGCCAUAAGGACGCUGGGAGGGCUGGAGACAGAGGACGACUACAGCUACCGCGGCCACUUGCAGACCUGCAGCUUCUCUGCAGAGAAGGCCAAGGUCUACAUCAACGACUCAGUGGAGCUGAGCCAGAAUGAGCAAAAGCUGGCGGCCUGGCUGGCCAAGAAGGGCCCCAUCUCCGUCGCCAUCAACGCCUUUGGCAUGCAGUUCUACCGCCACGGGAUCUCCCACCCACUGCGGCCCCUCUGCAGCCCCUGGCUCAUCGACCACGCUGUGCUGCUCGUGGGCUACGGCAACCGCUCUGCCACUCCCUUCUGGGCCAUCAAGAACAGCUGGGGCACUGACUGGGGUGAGGAGGGUUACUACUACUUGCACCGUGGCUCCGGGGCCUGUGGUGUGAACAUCAUGGCCAGCUCAGCAGUGGUGGACUGAGGCGCACCAGCUCAGGGCCUGGUGCUGACCAGAGCAGCCCCUUCCCCUGCCUGACCUGCAUGACCAGGCCCCUCCCCAGGAGGCACAGCUGGCUGAGGGAUGGGCACCAGGUACCUCAGGGUGAGCAAAGGCCACUGGGCUAGGGGCACAGCCCCUACUCCCACCCUGAAGUUCCCCAACUGCACCUUUGUUGAAUUGUGGUAGCUAGGAGGAUCUUGGGGUGAAGGAUGAUGUCUUGGCAGCCAAAGCUGGGGCAAGAACCCUGGGCUCGGGUAAGGAGCAGGGGGAAGAAAAUAUUCUGGUCUUAAAGCCAGCUUUGUCCUCUGUAGGCUCUGGCUUCCUGCCCCGGCUUUCCUCUGAUGCUGUAAAUUUUCUGGUCCCCCCUGGAUCUGGGGACAGUGUUGCCUUCCAUGUCUAGAGAAACUGUUGUAACCAACCUUUUCUAACACAAUAAAGAGGUGUCCUGGACCCCA